This is a messenger RNA of Megalobrama amblycephala (Wuchang bream), 1806 nucleotides long. RefSeq names its product MARVEL domain containing 3 (gene marveld3). The record is from RefSeq and is a predicted model, not a curated record. NCBI's taxonomy places the organism in Eukaryota, Metazoa, Chordata, Actinopteri, Cypriniformes, Xenocyprididae. Gene Ontology annotation, cellular component: membrane.
CUGUGUGGCAUGAGGUCAUGACGCAUGUGUAUCUGUGAGGCGGAGUCAGUCAGAGUCAGACAGGUUUCACAGGUGUGCAGCUCCGCAACAAUAACACCAGAGAACUGAACGAAACUCAGACAAAUCACUGCCUAUUUCGUUUAUUUUGGUAAAAGGCAAUGGCAGAAUCAAACCGGCAUCAUCACACAAGGGACAAAGACUACUCUAGUCGAGACAGGAGAGAUGAAGGGGGACGUGAACACAGACAGGACAGGAGAUCCAGAGAGGACAGAAGAACACCUGAUGAAGACGACCGAUCACGAAGCCACCGAGAGAAACAGAGAUAUGCUGACACUCAGAGGGACCCCCGUGUGUACGAAGCCACACGUUAUCAUAGUCAGGGAGUGCCCAGUUACACCGAGACUUCAUAUUCAUACUAUGAUGACAGUCAACCACAUAAUCAUAAAGGGGCACUUUACAACCUAAAAUACAUUACAACAAGCAGAGGCAUCUGUCAGGCCAUGGAAUUCUUUUUAAGCUUGUUGAUUAUCAUCUGUGCUGGAGUGAACCACAGUAACUCGGGUCGGUAUCGGGAUAUCGCCAGCUUAGGCGGUCUGUACCAGUACUAUUAUGGAGGAGCCAACGCAUUCACUGGAGCAGAGGCACAGAAGGUCCAGCAGCUCGACGACCAGUUCUACCAGCUCAAACUGCCCCCUUACGUCUAUAGCAUGGCAUGCGGCGGGGCAUUGAUGCUUUAUGUUUGUGCCCUGCUGGCCCUCGGAGUGUUUCGCAUGCCCUACCGCUUCCCCCCUCUGCUGCUGGCUGAAGCCCUGCUGGAUGCGCUCAUAGGUCUUGGUUUUAUUCCUGCUCUCGCUUUCUACUUCAUAAAGCUGCAGGAGAUCUACAACAACCCCAUCUGUAAAGAGAGGGAAGCGAUGUACAGCAGCAAAGGUCACAGAGGAUUUGAGUGCAAUCUCAAUGGGGCAGACAUAGCAGGAGGGUUGUUUGGUGUUUCUGGGGAUUAUAUUUUCCCCAUAAGUGCAGUGUUGGCCAUCAAAGCCUUCAUAAGAGUGCGGAAGAUGAAGCAGAGGCCGGCAGUAGACAACAACCUCUGAGUGUUCAUGUUAUUUCAUGUAUGUGGCAAGCACAGGAGAUCUUACUUGCAACCAUGUAAAUGCGUUAGUUAGUAUUUUUACAAUGUCAGAAGGAUAUAUAUUUUUCAAUUUUUCAUUUUUUCAAAGUUUAUUACAAGGGACUUUUGUAUGGAAGCUCGUUUCCGCCAUGAAAAAAAAAAAAAGGUAAUUGCGACUUUUCUCAAUUCUUUUUUUCUCAAUUGUUAUAAACUCACAAUUGCAAGUUAUAAAGUCAGAAUUGCGAGUUAUAAAGUCAAUUACUUGAUAUAGUCAGAAUUAUGAGUUAUAAAGUCAAUUUCUUGAUAUAAAGUCAGAAUUGCAUGAUAUAAAGUCACAAUUGAGAGUUAAAAAGUCAGAAUUGUGUGAUAUAAAGUCACAAUUGGGAAUUGUCACAAUUCUGACUAAGACACAAUUGCGAGUUUAUAUCUCAAUUCUGUGAAAAAAAAAAAGUAUUGUGAGAUAAAGUCACAAUUUUUUCAUAUUUUUUUUAUUUAGUGGCAGAAACAAGCAUCCAUACUUUUGCACAUUUUUAUACUUUUAUAAAAAUACUUUUGGAUGUAAUUUACUUAAAGCCUUCAUAUUUAAUGCAUUAAUUAGGCCUUGUAAUGCACUUAUGACCUCAUGAUAUAAUACUUAUGUAUUCAUUGAACACACCUUUAGAAAGUAUAAUGCAUUAAACAUGACAAACAACCAA